CAUCGGCCGAUGCAUGUUUGUUCUUGUCGGUCUCAAUGGUGAACGCCCCCAUCCAUGUCGCUGUCACAGCACAGAGUGUCUGUCAAUCCUGUCGCAUCGGGAAGCAACGGUGUGACAAGUCUCUUCCCAGUUGUUCGCGAUGUGCCUCAAAGAGGCUUCAUUGCACUUAUGUCGGAACAGUAACACCGCCGUUACUGUUGCGCCGACCGUGUUGUCUGGAUCUUUCUGAUCACAUUGCUCGCGACCUACUUGAAGCGGCUAGAGCAGAUCACAGCUCCUCCAAUCUGUCUAAAUUGAUCAGCAGCGUAUUCCAGAGUGCUCAAGUCACAGUUGAGAGCCUGAUAGACGACUACUUCUUCACGAUCCAUACAUGGUUACCCAUCAUCGAUGAGGAACACUUCCGCUCGCGGCUCCGCUUCUGGCCACAGACAAACGAUAGGCCGUUGGCUACUUUGGUGUGGUCCCUCUUGCUCGUCACACGAUGGCCUUGUGUGGAUGGGAAACACUCGAUGAACAACUCAUUGUACCAGACCACUAGGCAACUUUUCGUGGUCCAAAUCUCAGGAGCAGUCACGCUGGAGCUGCUCCAAGCUGGCCUGCUUAUUACCUACUAUGCGUGUGGACAUGGGUUACCACGAGAGGCAUAUGUAACUCUGACGACUUGCGUGACCAUCGCACAAUUGAUUGGCUUUGACUUUGCGGAGAUGAGUGAUAAUUCUUUGGAUCAGAGUGAGCAUUCGACAUGCCGAUGGGCAGUUGUACUUCUUGAUAGAAUGAUAGCGCUGUCGAGUCUCACGGAUCCACUUCCAUCAGUGUUGCCACCACAUUUUGGCCCUCAUACCGAUUGUCUGUUCUCGUUCCUAGAUUCAAAUGAGCAGAAACGGAGCUUUGACGUCUCUUCGAGGGCAGCAUUACACCUUGGUAUAGCUUUGAGCUAUGCUAAUGAUCCACGACCAGUCAGGUUGGCUGGAUCUACUUAUAGCGAUACAUAUUGCCGCACAGAAAGACUGGUUCGCGAUCUUCUAUGUGCUCCCCGGACCGCGCCGGAUUCUUACACAUACUGUGAGGGUACGUCAUUUGCUGUCUCUGCUCUGCUCGCUCUCCAAACAGCAAGUCCAAGCGGGGAGGAAUCUCAAAAGAACUCAAAAGAAGUAUUGCUUCUCCAAUCAACACUUCGCAUGAUCCGGGAGAACCUACGGAUGUCGACCUAUAUAUUGCAAGAGAAAAGCACCAAUGGCCUCUCUGUCCUUGCUCUCUGCGCUUUAUCACGCGUGGCUGUCAUCUUUGUGCGUCUAUACAUAAGCGAGCUAACCAGUCAAGAUUUUGAAAUGAUGCGCUCUAAUCUAGAGCGUUUUGCUACCCGCUGGGCCGUUUGCCGCAGAUAUCUUGAAUACAUUGAUGAGAUUGUUGCUUGUUAAUGUAGGUAUCAAUGAUAUACCAUCUCAGAGCUAGGAAGUAUCAAAGUCCGUUGUGCGUGCACGGCAAGCAAACCAUUU
Molecule: messenger RNA, 1496 nt
Organism: Mollisia scopiformis
Lineage: Eukaryota; Fungi; Ascomycota; Leotiomycetes; Helotiales; Mollisiaceae
Exons: 5
Coding region: 36-1418 (460 amino acids)
Biological process (GO): regulation of DNA-templated transcription
Cellular component (GO): nucleus
Molecular function (GO): zinc ion binding; DNA-binding transcription factor activity, RNA polymerase II-specific
Source: RefSeq, a predicted model, not a curated record